Mollisia scopiformis is the source of this 1599-nucleotide messenger RNA. RefSeq lists its product as uncharacterized. The record is from RefSeq and is a predicted model, not a curated record. NCBI's taxonomy places the organism in Eukaryota, Fungi, Ascomycota, Leotiomycetes, Helotiales, Mollisiaceae. The transcript has 2 exons. The coding region runs from base 1 to 1599 and encodes 532 amino acids.
AUGGUCUCUCUCUGGGGCUCGAAGAAGGAUGGCGAUGAUCCCGAGUCCGAAGCUCAACAAAAUGGUGAUGGAGCAGAGCCCAGCAGCGAACCCGCCCCUGCCCGCCAUUCAGUCGAAGCAAACGAACGUACACGAUUGCUUCCUCCACCUCAUGAAGGAUAUCUGAGCCCCGAUGACCCCGCUGUAUCCCCAUACAACUUGUGGAGCGUCCGAUUCCUUCGCUACUUUACCGUCUUCUUCGCUGUGAUUACCUUCAUCUGGUGGGUGCUUCUGCUGGUCUCGAUCUUCGUGAGCCCACCUGGAAUGCACUCUCGUGGCUCCGGAUUCUUCGACUUCUCUUACACGACCUUGACGCUUGGUCUACUGUUGACGGUCCUUCUAUUCUUCUCUACGCCCUCUAAAGCCGCUCAAGUAUCAUGCCUCGUCAUUUCAGUCAUCUUAUUGAUCGACAUGAUCAUGAUUGUCGCCGUACCACAGCUUCGAUUCGAGGAAGGUUGGGUUGGAAUCGCAAGUGUUGUCUGGGCGUUGCUCAUCAGCAUCUGGACAGUCUUCACAGAUAGGAUCGUUACGUGGGGCAAGCAUGAAGAGGAAGAACGUCUCACUGGCCGUUACGAGACUCGUCGCACUCUCACAGAGUGGCUCGCUGUCCUAUUUUCAACGAUUGUCUUGAUCGUCAUUGCUGUCGUGGCUGUCCUCAUGUCCGCAACUCUGAUCAUUCGAGCUCGAGACGCCUCUCUUCCAGCUCCUGGAGAGCAAUACUAUGUCGAUGGCGACAAGUACCGCAUUCAUGUCUUCUGCGAAGGCAAUACAACGACUCACAAGGGAACGAAAGUGCCAACAGUACUUUUCGAGGCUGGAGAACAACCUUUCGCUGGUAGUAUGGCUCUGUUUGCCGAAAAUGCUCUAGCAAACGGAAGUAUCAGCAGAUAUUGUUAUUCUGAUCGCCCAGGUCUAGGAUGGUCCGACAAUGCCCCAUCUCCAUUCUCCGCCGGUAUGGCAACAGAUGCUCUCUCUGAGGCUCUCGCUCGUGCUGGAGAAGAAGGACCAUGGGUUCUUGCCAGUGCUGGUAUUGGCAGCAUCUACAGUCGCAUCUUUUCGUCUCGCCAUGGUCGUGAUGUCAAGGGCUUGUUGUUGAUUGACCCUAUGCACGAGGAUCUCCUUCAUCGCAUUGGAAAUCCAUCUCGUGGCUUCCUCCUUUGGGCAUACGGUAUCCUCUCUCCUCUUGGACUCGACCGUAUUCCAGCAGCCAUCUUCAAAGGUCGGACUCGCGAAGAUCGCAUCUUUGGUCGCUCAGCACAUCAAAGUGGAAAGUAUAUCAAGGCCAAGCUUCAAGAAUCUCUCGUUGCAGAUUCUUUGAGCAAGAACGAAGUUAGUAGCGCAAGAAAUAUCCAGAAGGAGGGGACACCAUUGGCGCUUAUCAGUUCGGGUAUUGAGGUAAGAACUGAUAGCGAGUGGGAGAAGAAACAGAGAGAUCUCAGCCACUUGACGAAUAACCUCGUUAGCUGGGAUAUCGUCAACAAGGCGCCACACGAGGUGUGGCAAACAUAUAAUGGGAGAGAGACUAUUGAGAAGAGAUUGAAGGAGCUGAUCAAAGUCUAA